UGUGCAAUGGGUGUCGUAACUAAAAAUACAAUUUCUUCACUAUAAAUUGACUGAAUUAUUAUAAUUUUUGAGUGUCAUAUAUAUUCCUGAAAUGGCUAUUUCCGAGUAUGUGGCGUCCUUGUCCCAAAACCCAUAUUUCGGUGCCGGUUUCGGCUUAUUUAGCGUUGGAGCCGGUGCCGCGAUCUUGCGAAAAGGUUUCCAGACCUCUGUGAUGUUAUUUCGAAGACACUGUAUGAUAACUCUUGAAGUUCCCUGCCGAGAUAAAUCCUACCAGUGGUUGUUGCAAUGGAUAACUCAGAAAGGCGCCAAACAAACCCAACAUCUAAGUGUAGAAACCUCAUUCCUGCAAAAAGAUACUGGGCAAAUUAAAACUAAAUACGACUUUAUACCUAGUGUAGGCCAACACUUCUUUAGGUAUCGAGGUUCGUGGAUCAAAGUAGAUCGUACCAGAGAGCAACAUACACUAGAUCUACACAUGGGUGUUCCAUGGGAAACAGUCACCUUAACAGCCUUUGGUCGAAAUAAACAACUCUAUUAUGAUAUUCUGGAAGAUGCUAGAACUUUGGCCUUAAAGCAGCAUGAAGGCAUGACUGUUAUGUACACAGCAAUGGGUUCGGAAUGGCGUCCUUUUGGACAUCCGCGGAAAAGGAGGCCCUUACAUAGUGUAGUUCUCCGAGCUGGUCUUGCUGAGAAGAUAUUAACUGAUUGCUUAGAUUUCAUUGACAAUCCUGGCUGGUAUACAGAUAGAGGAAUACCAUACAGAAGAGGCUAUCUAUUACAUGGUCCACCAGGUUGUGGAAAAUCCUCAUACAUCAUGGCUUUAGCUGGCCAGCUGGAAUAUAAUAUUUGUGUGCUCAAUUUGUCCGAACGAGGACUUACUGAUGAUAGGCUCAACCAUUUGCUAAGUGUAGCACCACAACAGUCUAUAAUACUGCUUGAGGACAUAGACGCAGCCUUUGUGUCUCGAGAGGACACGGCCAAACAAAAAGCAGCCUACGAAGGUCUAAACAGAGUUACAUUCAGUGGUCUUCUGAACUGCUUAGAUGGUGUCGCCUCCACAGAAGCUCGGAUCGUAUUUAUGACUACGAAUUAUUUAGAAAGGUUGGAUCCAGCAUUAAUAAGGCCGGGGCGUGUCGACAUGAAAGAGUACGUCGGCUACUGCGACGAGCAACAAGUUGCGCUGAUGUUCCUAAGAUUCUACAAAGAAGCGGCGGAACAUUCUAGAACAUUCGCUAAGAAGGUAAUGGAGCAGGGGAAGAACGUCAGCCCUGCGCAGAUCCAGGGUUACUUCAUGUUCCACAAACACUCCACACCAGAGGAGGUCCUCGCCAAUGUUGAAUCUAUAUGGACACUCGGUUGACCUGUGAUAUAUUAGAGCUUUACGAACGAACGGCACUCUGCUCUUUCACGACUGCUGUUAAUGGUUACUUUGUCUGCAGUUGGCCUUUGAUUUGACUGCAGUUGACGUUUUCUUUGACUGCAGUUAAUAUUUGCCAUGACUGCAGUUGGCUGCUGUUGACGUUUACUUUGACUGCAGUUGACGUUUGCUUCGACUACAGGUAAAAAUUGCUUUGACUGCAGUCAACAUUGACAUCGACAAACGAUAGCCGUUCGUUUAAAGAGCGCUUAGCUUAGAAAAAUGUUUGUAAAUAUAAUUGUCAAAAUAGUA
Molecule: messenger RNA, 1669 nt
Organism: Aricia agestis (brown argus)
Lineage: Eukaryota; Metazoa; Arthropoda; Insecta; Lepidoptera; Lycaenidae
Gene: Bcs1
Product: mitochondrial chaperone BCS1
Exons: 7
Coding region: 92-1360 (422 amino acids)
Biological process (GO): mitochondrial respiratory chain complex III assembly; protein insertion into mitochondrial inner membrane from matrix
Cellular component (GO): mitochondrial inner membrane
Molecular function (GO): ATP binding; ATP hydrolysis activity
Source: RefSeq, a predicted model, not a curated record